Molecule: messenger RNA, 2528 nt
Organism: Mugil cephalus (flathead mullet)
Lineage: Eukaryota; Metazoa; Chordata; Actinopteri; Mugiliformes; Mugilidae
Gene: polm
Product: polymerase (DNA directed), mu
Exons: 11
Coding region: 300-1781 (493 amino acids)
Biological process (GO): double-strand break repair via nonhomologous end joining
Cellular component (GO): nucleus
Molecular function (GO): DNA binding; DNA-directed DNA polymerase activity
Source: RefSeq, a predicted model, not a curated record
ACGGACUGGUGCCGGUCCACAGCUGUUAAAGAAUGACACAGCUGCUUCCGGUUGAGCCGCGCUUAGCGGCAGAAAGUGAGUUUCUUUCCCACAACCCGACCUCAGAAGAUGAAGAUCGUUACGUGACACACAUUAAACGAACCGCGUUGAACUAUUUUAUGUUUAAACGACAUUUAGCUUCAGGACAAACGAGCUAACUGCUCAGAAACCAUGGGGCAGGCUAACAGCAGGCUAACAGCGGGCUAACGUCCACACUGGGAGUUUUUAUCAUCAGGUAGUUGAUAACCGGCUCUGGAACCAUGGUGCCACUAAAGAGGAGGAGAUCCUCGGUGGCUGUGGAGACCGGGUCGGACCGGACUCCGAGCAGGUUCCCUCAGGUUUUAUUCCUCCUGGAGCGGAAGAUGGGAGCGAGCCGCAGAACUUUCCUCUCUCAGCUCGGACGAAAGAAAGGAUUUCAGGUGGAGGAGGAGUUCAGUGAUCGCGUCACGCAUCUUAUUUCUGAAAACAACUCCGCUGACGAGGUGCGGUCGUGGCUGGAGGCUCAGGUCCGAGGUCGCGGCUCUGCAGAGGUUCAGCUGUUGGACGUGGGCUGGUACACGGAGAGCAUGCGAGCAGGACGACCCGUGGAGAUACAGGACGCACAUAAACUACAGGAGGAGACGAAUGAAGACGAGGUGGUUUUGUUCUCGGUGCCGAGCUACGCGUGUCAGAGGAGAACCACGCUGGAGAACCACAACACCUCCCUCACCGACCCUCUGUCGCUCCUGGCUGAGAACGCGGAGCUGACGGAGGAGGAGGGCCGGGCCGUGGCGUUCCGUCGGGCCGUCGCCGUCCUGAAGGUGCUUCCUGUGGCGGUGACGGACGUGUCCCAGCUCAGAGGGCUGCCGUGUCUGGGAGAACACAUGCUGAGGGUCAUCAGGGACGUCCUGGAGAACGGAGCGUCUCGUGAGGCUCAGUCCACCGAGGGGUCCCAGAGGUUUAAGGCUCUGAAGACGUUGACCGGUAUCUUUGGAGUUGGAGCCAAAACGGCCGACAGAUGGAUCAGAGAAGGAAUAUAUGACCUCGAUCAGCUACGAGCUUCAGGACAAACACUGAACCGAGCUCAACAAGCAGGUCUGGAACAUUACGACCACCUGAACGAACCCGUGACUCGAGCCGACGCCGACGCCAUCGCUGAGAUCGUGGAGGCGGCCGUGACCUCGGAGCUUCCUGGAGCUCACAUCACUCUGACCGGAGGAUUCAGGAGAGGGAAGCAGAGCGGCCACGACGUCGACUUCCUCAUCACUCACCCAGAGGAGGGGAGGGAGGUCGGGCUGAUGGAGAAAAUCGUCUCCUGGCUGGAGUCGAAGGGUCUCCUCCUCUACCAGAAAACCACCAGGAACUCGUACCUGGAGUCCAAGGACGGGCCCGGGCGGCCCGCCUCCAACAUGGACCGCUUCGAGAGGUGCCUCUCCAUCUUUAAACUGGAGGAGAGAGGAGGUGGAGGAACGGAGGAGGAGGAGGAGGAGAAGAAGAAGGAGGACAGAAGAUGGAGAGCGGUGAGAGUCGAUCUGGUCGUGUCUCCAAUCAGCCAGUUUGCUUUUGCUCUGCUGGGCUGGACCGGAUCCAAGCUGUUUGAGAGGGAGCUGCGACGUUGGGCCGGUCAUGAGAAACUCAUGUCUCUAAGUAGCCACGCCCUCUACGACAACAGCAAGAGUAAAUAUCUGAGAGCUUCGUCUGAGGAGGAGAUCUUUGCUCUCCUCGGCCUGGACUACAUCCCUCCAUCAGAGAGAAACGCCUGAAGACAGGAAGGAGAGAAGAACAGUUCCUCUGACGUCCACUAGAGGCUCCCAGAGAGAAACCAAGAUGGCCGCCGCCCAGCAACGCUGCGCUGAGCUUCAGGAACAUCCACAUGACUUCUUUCUCCUCCUUUUUUUCGUGUCUUCCUCUCCUCUUCUCCUCCUUGGUCCUCAUCAGAAUUAAUUUCACCCGUUUGUGAAGUAAAUACUUGAUCGAUUCUUCUCUCUGUGACCAGAUUUAAUUAAAUAGUUAAAUCAGAGCUGUUACAGAUGUGAUGUUUAUUUUUAGAUCAUACACGACUUUAAUUUUCUAAUAAAAUAUGAAUGAAACUAAAAUAUGAAACUCUCUCUUCUUCUUCUCUUCAUCGUUCUCCUGCUGAUAAAACUAGAGUUUUUCAGCCUCUCUCGUUUCUUCUUCUUUGGUUUUUCUCAACGUUUUCUUCUACAGACUCCCACCUGUGACCUGAAUUCACCAACGUCUUCGUCUGGAGGGAAACCACACGGCUGCAAAGAGACAGCGUUCGAGGUACUUUACUUCAGUAUAUAGGUCAUUUGCAUUGGCCAGUUCAGUCCUGCUCUAAAUGUUGUAAUCUGCAGCUUCACCACAAGGUGGCACCAUCUCCUGCACACUGGUCCUUUAAUGGUCUGAUUUAAAGAUGGAGGCCUCAGAACGUUUGUGUUUUUAUGAAGAUAUCUGUUAUAAAUUAUAUCUGGUAAACCUUUUAAAGGCGCUAAAUUUUAUUUUGACGC